AUGAUUCGAUUUUUCAGUUAUUCCCGUUUCACUUCCUUCUUCCUCCUCUGUUCUUCCUUACUCUGCCUUUCCCGCCUUCCCCUGCUUCCCGCCAGAAUCAUACCCGACGCCGUAACCGUUAUACCCGAAACCCAAAACGCCACGUGGCACAACUUCGUUCGCCUGAUCGACGCCGGUAGAGGAAGCCAGCUCAGCGGCGUGGCCGACCUCAAGCGCUACUUCCACCGCUUCGGCUACCUCGAGGGUACCAAUUUCUCGAGUUUUGGGAAUUCGGGUAGUAAUUUGAAUUUCUCCGAUUUGUUCGACGGCCAAUUGGAAUCCGCCGUCUUAUCCUACCAGCGGAAUCUGGGAUUGGCGGUCACCGGGAAGCUUGACUCGGACACGGUAUCAGCAAUCAUGUCGCCGCGCUGCGGCGUCGCCGACUCGUCUUCCCCUCCUUCGCCGUCGAAGCUGCACGCGACGAAGCGGUUCGCGUACUUCUACGGCCGGCCGCGGUGGCAGAGGGGGGAGACGAUGACGCUGACGUACGCUUUCUCGCCGGACCACAGGGUGGGGUACUUGAGCGCGAAGGACGUCCGGCGGGUUUUCCGGCGGGCGUUCGACCGGUGGUCGGCGGCGAUUCCGGUGAGCUUCCGGGAGUCGGAGGAGUACGGGUCGUCGGACAUCAAGAUCGGGUGGUACCGCGGCGACCACGGCGACGGGGAGGCGUUCGACGGCGUGCUUGGGGUGCUGGCGCACGCCUUCUCGCCGGAGAACGGGCGGCUCCACCUCGACGCGGCGGAGACUUGGGCGGCGGCGGACGAUUUCGACGGGGUGACGUCACGGGUCGCGGUGGACCUGGAAUCGGUGGCGACCCACGAGAUCGGUCACGUGCUGGGCCUGGCCCACAGCUCGGUCAAGGAAGCGGUUAUGUAUCCGAGCCUGAGCCCGCGGAUGAAGAAAGUGGAGCUCAAAGUCGAUGACGUGGAAGGGAUCCAGGCGCUUUAUGGUUCAAACCCGAAUUUCAAGUUCAAUUCUUUGUUGGCGUCGGAGAAUUCUUCGAAUUCAAACGGUGUCGGGAUGAUGGGGGUUCGACGAUCGUCGGCGGCGUGGAAUCAUUUCGCCCUGCUGGUCUGCCUCUCCGGCAUGCUCCUUUCGUGUAUAUAA
Messenger RNA from Linum tenue, 1146 nucleotides. Lineage: Eukaryota; Viridiplantae; Streptophyta; Magnoliopsida; Malpighiales; Linaceae. The record is from the annotation of a GenBank genome assembly.